Molecule: messenger RNA, 501 nt
Organism: Brugia malayi
Lineage: Eukaryota; Metazoa; Nematoda; Chromadorea; Rhabditida; Onchocercidae
Exons: 2
Coding region: 1-501 (166 amino acids)
Source: RefSeq, a predicted model, not a curated record
AUGCACACACAUACACGCACAUGCACACAUACACAUACAAAGAUGAAUUUGUUUGCUAUUAAUCACAUUGAUUGUGAUGAUGAUCGUGAUGAUGAUGAUGAUGAUGAUGAUCGUGAUGAUGAUGAUGAUGAUGAUGAUCGUGAUGAUGAUGAUGAUGAUGAUGAUCGUGAUGAUGAUGAUGAUGAUGAUGAUCGUGAUGAUGAUGAUGAUGAUGAUGAUCGUGAUGAUGAUGAUGAUGAUGAUGAUCGUGAUGAUGAUGAUGAUGAUGAUGAUCGUGAUGAUGAUGAUGAUGAUGAUGAUCGUGAUGAUGAUGAUGAUGAUGAUGAUCGUGAUGAUGAUGAUGAUGAUGAUGAUCGUGAUGAUGAUGAUGAUGAUGAUGAUCGUGAUGAUGAUGAUGAUGAUGAUGAUCAGCCUUUUACUACAAAUAUAUUUUUAAAAAUUCCAGCGACAAUUUGUUUGCAUUUUCUUCUUUAUGCAUCGAAAAUUCCUCUAAUCGCAUAA